AUGAGCGACGAUGAGCUGGAUCUGGAGCUAUUGGCCCUCUUACGACAAAGUUUGGGAAUCAAAGACAAGACGGACGAAAUUUCGCGAGACACCGGCAUUCUCGACGAUGCACGGUACAUAUACAACAACGCAAUCGAUGUCUCCAUUAGCAUGUACGGCACCAAGGAUGCCGCUGCUGUACUGAACAGUAAAAUGCGAGAGCGAUCGUAUUCCUUCGACGAUUGGACCAAGCUCGAAUUGCAUCCGAGAUUAAGCGAUGGCUUCGACGAAAUCGACGUUAUCAACUUCGUCUGGACUCUGGAUUUGUUGAAUUUCUCCUUCUGGUCGGACCUGCCCGAAGACGAACGCUUCCAAGUCGACUACCGCAAUCAAAGAUGGACUGGCUACAACAGUUUAGUCGCUUGUCUGCGACGUGCGUUGGAUGCACAGAUACCUAUCACGACGCCGCGUUUCUGGCAGGACAGGCGAUGCACUGAUGAUCUGCUCAGGCACAUAUUCCGAAGUGCUACUCAUGAGGAAAUGCCAUUGCUCGAUGAACGAAUCACAAUACUUCGGCAGACAUCGCUUCAGUUGUCCAAAGUUUGUCUACUAGAACCCGAUUAUGCAGUGUGUCGGGUGAUCGAAGCUGCACAAGGGAGCGCUGGAAAGUUGGUCAAUUUGCUGGCAAAGCACUUUUCAGCGUUUCAUGACGACGCUCGGUUCGAAGGUCGUCGUGUGAGGUUUCUGAAGCGCGCACAAAUCUUUGUGGCCGAUGUUUGGGCUGCAUUGCGAGGUGCUGGACGUGUCGCGUUCGACGAUGUCGACCAAUUGACCAUGUUUGCAGAUUAUCGUGUACCGCAGAUGUUGCAAUCGCUCGGGGUAAUGGUCUACAGUCCACCACUGGAACAUCACAUUCGCGACCGUAAACAAAUCGCGGUCGGCCACAGUUGGGAGCUGGAACUUAGAGGCUGUGCCAUCUGGGCGAUUGAACUGAUCCGGCGCGAGAUCGUACGUCAGCAUCCCGCGGCUAACGUCAAUGCGGUGCUAUUGGACUUUUUCCUGUAUGAUCUCGCCAAGGAGCGCGAAGCGAGUGCUGCACUUCCGCACCAUCGCACGCGAUCAAUCCGAUACUAG
Molecule: messenger RNA, 1113 nt
Organism: Dissoconium aciculare CBS 342.82
Lineage: Eukaryota; Fungi; Ascomycota; Dothideomycetes; Mycosphaerellales; Dissoconiaceae
Exons: 7
Coding region: 1-1113 (370 amino acids)
Source: RefSeq, a predicted model, not a curated record